Messenger RNA from Trichoderma gamsii, 537 nucleotides. RefSeq lists its product as hypothetical. The coding region runs from base 1 to 537 and encodes 178 amino acids. The record is from RefSeq and is a predicted model, not a curated record. The transcript has a single exon. Lineage: Eukaryota; Fungi; Ascomycota; Sordariomycetes; Hypocreales; Hypocreaceae.
AUGUCUAAUGGUAAAGAGUCGAGAUAUCUUCCUUGUGCUCCUCUUCGCGCUAGAAUGCGUCGUAUUGCUCUCUCUGCUCUCGCCCAUUAUCACGAUUUUGAUGUAAAACCUUGGAAAGCUACUUUCAAGAUGUUGAAGUGGAAGAGAGACAAUAUUGACAAUUUGGGGAGUAAGCGCCCGAAAGUUUUAGUUAUUGUUGGGCCUCCGCGCUGUGGUAAGACAGAGUGGGCGAUGUCUUUUGGACGUCCUAUUCAAAUGAUGGGCAGGUGGAAUCUCGACGAAAUGUUCAAGAAAGAUUAUACCCAUUUGGUGUUGGAUGAUAUCCAUAGCAAGUUUCGCUAUAAGCGAGAACUGGCCAGUGGUCAAAAAUUGGAGAAGGCUAAAGGUAAAUACAGGCGUGAGCAGACCAUAAACUUUGACAAGCCCGUCAUCUUUACUUUUGAUCCAAAUAACAAGGUUUGGAAUGACAAGAAGUUUCAGGGAUACUUGUCUGAUUCGGGGGCGGUGAUCGUCAAGGUAUCGCGAAAGCUUUAUUAA